Molecule: messenger RNA, 669 nt
Organism: Ostrea edulis (European flat oyster)
Lineage: Eukaryota; Metazoa; Mollusca; Bivalvia; Ostreida; Ostreidae
Exons: 4
Coding region: 62-586 (174 amino acids)
Source: RefSeq, a predicted model, not a curated record
UGAUGUUAUAAAAGUCUAGUGACUGCAUUUUGUUACAUGUAGAGGCGUUUUAACGAACAACAUGCGGUUCUUGCUGGUUUUCAUUGUUGUUUUCACCUUACUUGUCCACUCUGAAGCCUGGUGGUGGGGCAAGAGAGGGAACAACAGAGGAUGCCCAUCCAGGACCGGUGCUGCCCCGUACUAUUUUGGCACAACGAAUCUUAGUUGCCUUAGCAAACAGAAGGGCAAGCGUGGAGCGCCUUGGAGGGGGACCUGGUCCUACACGCAUCGCUUCAUUUACUACAGAGGGAAAUACUUGGAUCUUCUGGGAAAUUCAAGAGUUGCUAUCUCCAGCCGUCGAUUUGGGGGACAUCGAUGUAGCGGAGGCAGGGAGGGGUCGCCAGCAGGGUACAGCGAGGUCAGUCUGGCCUGCAUUGAGGGCUGCGCUAGGAACUACAGAUGCACAUUUGGAAGAUACAGAUUAUUGUGGAACAACUGCCAUCAUUUCGCUAACAAAAUAUCUCAAGUCUUAUGUAGAAUGGGAAACUCUUGUCCGAGAUGGUGCCAGAGGAAAACUUGUAAUUAUGCGUACUACAGCGGACAAUGAUUCAGUUAUGUCUAUUCCGAGACAUAUUUAGCAAACGCUCUCGUGUACAAUGUAUAUCAAGAAUAAAUAAAACAAAAAGCUGA